Messenger RNA from Phragmites australis (common reed), 1021 nucleotides. RefSeq lists its product as uncharacterized. The transcript has 6 exons. The record is from RefSeq and is a predicted model, not a curated record. Lineage: Eukaryota; Viridiplantae; Streptophyta; Magnoliopsida; Poales; Poaceae. The coding region runs from base 204 to 851 and encodes 215 amino acids.
GCCCUCGCCUGCUUCGUUGCCGCACAGGUCUUCGCCCCCUGUCUGUCUCCUCUCCUUCCCUUGCUUCUGCUUGAGCUGCCGCUUUGCUGCGGCGACAGAACUACACCUGAAUUCGUAGUGGUAGACUGCAGGUAGCAGUGGCUGAGCUGAGAGACUGUAGGUGCUAGGUGAGAGAGAGAGAGAGAGAGAGAGAGAGUUGAGCGAUGGUGUUCUACUACAAGGCGCGGCCGGACGCCGGUGACUACACCAUCUACAUGGGCGCCGACAAGAACGAGAACGAGGAGCUCAUCAAGUACGGCCACCCCGAGGACGUCUGGUUCCAUGUGGACAAGGUAUCCUCUGCGCACGUCUAUUUGAGGCUCAAGAAAGGCGAGACGAUAGAUACCAUCACCGAGGGCCUACUGGAGGAUUGUGCACAGCUCGUAAAGGCGCAUUCCAUUCAGGGAAACAAGAUGAACCAUGUUGAGGUGGUCUACACGCCCUGGUCUAAUCUCAAGAAGUCCCCAUCCAUGGAUGUCGGUCAAGUUGGCUUCCAUAACCAUCGGAUGGUCCGUAUGUUGACAGUCGAGAAACGUGUCAAUGAGAUCAUCAACAGGUUGAAUAAGACCCGGGUAGAACGCCGACCAGACUUGAAAGCUGAUAAAGAGGCAUCGAAUGCAGCAGAGAAGGCCGAAAGAAAGAUUCAGUUAAAAGAGAAGAAGCGUAGGGAAGAGAUGGAGCGGCUGGAGAAGGGGAGGCAGGCGGAGAUUCGGAGCUACAAGGGCCUCAUGGUCGCCGAGAAGAUGACGUCCAACCGCCAGAUCGCCUCCGCCGGCAAGUCCAUGCAGGAGAUGGAGGAUGAGUUCGUCUGACGAUUCAUGUCAUGUGCGUGCGCGUUUAUGUGUAGUGAUUACGAAUGUGUCUUUGUCCAUGAGCGCGAGAUCUUGAUAAGUAAUUAGUGAUCGAUCGAUUGAUCGUUCGAACAUGUAUAUAUGCCCCGCGCAUGGACACAUACCUAUCUAAUAUACAUAUUAUUAUUUGA